Molecule: messenger RNA, 1043 nt
Organism: Lytechinus pictus (painted urchin)
Lineage: Eukaryota; Metazoa; Echinodermata; Echinoidea; Temnopleuroida; Toxopneustidae
Product: ras-related protein Rap-2c-like
Exons: 1
Coding region: 430-987 (185 amino acids)
Biological process (GO): Rap protein signal transduction; negative regulation of cell migration
Cellular component (GO): plasma membrane
Molecular function (GO): GDP binding; GTP binding; GTPase activity
Source: RefSeq, a predicted model, not a curated record
UCUGACAUAAGUUUUGAGCCGUGAUUUCGUGUUUCACUUCUCUUGAAAACUUAGCAUCCGGUUGUUUAUGGGCAAUGAUCAAUGGAGUUAACAUAAAUUAACGAUUCUAAUACAAUAAAAAGAGCGCUGUCGGCUUGGAGAAGGACGUUUUUGUAACUUACUCUUGAUUUGUUGUAGCAGACUGAAAAAUAAUCUCUGUCUCGCUCUGUUCACUCGAUAAGUUCAGCGUGAGUGAUUGUGCCUCGCCCUCACUGCAUAGCACGGUCGCCUCAACCUCACCGCCUGGCUGAGCCGCCUAUAGUGUGUCGAGUUCCCACGGUCGCGAUCAUCAGCUGUUCUUCAAGUCAUAACCCGUGUGCUGCGCCCCUGUGCAAGUACACUGUCUUGAAUUGUGAGAUUUCGGCGAAGAAAUCACUAAAAUAAACCAACAUGAGGGAGUAUAAAGUCGUCGUUUUAGGAAGUGGAGGAGUGGGCAAAAGUGCCCUGACAGUGCAGUUUGUUUCGGGAAACUUUGUCGAAAAGUACGACCCAACAAUCGAGGAUUUUUAUCGCAAAGCCAUCGAAGUUGAAAACACCAUGGCUAUCUUGGAAAUUUUGGAUACGGCCGGAACAGAACAGUUUGCGUCAAUGAGGGAUUUAUACAUCAGAAACGGGCAAGGUUUUCUUGUAGUUUACAGUGUUACGAGCAAACAGUCCUUCGGAGAUGUUCUUAAUAUUCGUGAGCAGAUUGUCAGAGUUAAAGGAACUGAUCGAGUCCCCAUGGUUCUUGUUGGAAAUAAAGCAGAUUUGGAGCAAGAGCGGCAGGUUCCCACCAGUGAAGGGAUGAUCCUCGCCAACCGAUGGGGCGUGCCCUUCUAUGAGAGCUCCGCUAAGAGCACACAGAAUGUGAACGAUGUAUUCGCCGAUUGUGUGGUGGAAAUCAUGCAUAUACUGGCGCCCCACAAGCAAGCCAGCGGGGGCUGUUGUUCCAAGUGUGUUUUAUUGUGAUUUAUUUCUUUUCUACAUAAGGUGAGUAGAGUCAAACCCUCUUUUUUGUCCUAUUA